CAGAGAAAUAAUUUUAUUUUUUUGUUGGUGUGGGUAAAUGAUAAAGGCUGUGGAAUUGUAAACUCGUCAAAUGGUGUCUGACCAAGAUCUAGCGAGAGGAGUCGAGACUUUGCUCCGACAAUCCGACCCCACCUCCCUCACAUCCUUAACCAGUGUUGUUCACCAGCUCGAGGCUAAGCUGGGGUUAGACCUCUCGGACAAAACCAAUUUCAUCAGAGACCAUAUCAAUCUCCUCCUCCGCUCUCCCCCACCAGCCUCUGCUUCCUCAUCAACCCCACACCCUCCGCCUCAGUAUCUACAGCAGCUGCAUUCCGGCGUCAAUGUUCCGGCGAAAGGGCAUUUCGCUCUUCACCCUCGGUCUCAACAAUACCCUCUUCAACAUUUCUCUCUCCAGCGUCCUCCUCCUUACCACUCUUAUGACCUCAAUUUCCAGCAGCCGUAUCCACCUUACAUGCCGCCGCCGCCGCAGCACCAUCAGCGACAAGGACCCUCUGUUAGUCAAUCCCCUAAAGCACGGUUCGAUUUUCCUGGAGGACUUAACAAAGUCUGUAGGGUUUCUCCUGAGCUUCAAGUCGUUGUUGGCGAACCUGCCCUUCCCAGAACUGAGAUUGUGAGGCAGUUGUGGGCUUACAUAAGGAAGAACAACCUCCAAGACCCGAGUAACAAGCGGAAGAUCAUCUGUGAUGAUGCGUUGCGUGUUGUUUUCGAGACUGAUUGUACUGACAUGUUUAAGAUGAAUAAGUUGCUCGCUAAGCAUAUUCUCCCGCUUGAUCCAUCAAAGGACUCUAGCCAAGCGAAACGGGCAAAAGCUAAGACCGAGACUGAGACCAAAGAGCCUGUUAGUUCAACCUCUUCAACUGUUUCAUUAUCUGAGCCACUUGCUAAGUUCUUUGGCACUGGUGAGAUGGAGAUGACAGACGAAGAGAUUAUCCGCCGUGUGUGGGAGUAUAUUAAACUCAACCAUUUAGAGGACCCUGCAAAUCCAAUGGCUAUUCAGUGUGAUGAGAAGCUCCGUGAGCUUCUUGGAUGUGAAAGCAUUUCAGCUGUGGGGAUAAAUGAGAUGCUGAGGCGCCAUAUAUCUUGAUAUCUUCUGGUUCUGACUUAAUUAACUAGGAACUGCUAGUGUGGACCUACUUAUGACUUGUGGGGGUGUAGAACCCUGAUAGGGAAGAACAGAACAUUCUCACUUUUUUAACUUCCUUUAAUGCCUAUAUUCAUCUUCCUUGUUGUUUUAGUUGGUUGUGUAUCAAAAUGGUUAGGUUGAUACAGUAUUCAGAAAAUAUGUAUGAUGAUGUUUCUUGUACUGAAAACUCUCAAGUGUAAGAUGUUUUGUAUUUAUAGCCAUUUACCAAUGAAUGUUUUAGGAAGA
Messenger RNA from Brassica oleracea var. oleracea, 1369 nucleotides. RefSeq lists its product as uncharacterized. NCBI's taxonomy places the organism in Eukaryota, Viridiplantae, Streptophyta, Magnoliopsida, Brassicales, Brassicaceae. The record is from RefSeq and is a predicted model, not a curated record. The transcript is spliced from 6 exons. Bases 71 to 1084 code for a protein of 337 amino acids. Gene Ontology annotation, cellular component: nucleus.